Misgurnus anguillicaudatus (oriental weatherfish) is the source of this 1462-nucleotide messenger RNA. It is a transcript of the gene lft2, whose product is annotated as lefty2. Gene Ontology annotation, molecular function: growth factor activity; cytokine activity; transforming growth factor beta receptor binding. The record is from RefSeq and is a predicted model, not a curated record. Gene Ontology annotation, cellular component: extracellular region. NCBI's taxonomy places the organism in Eukaryota, Metazoa, Chordata, Actinopteri, Cypriniformes, Cobitidae. Gene Ontology annotation, biological process: anterior/posterior axis specification.
AAAAGCAAAAGUCAUGAACAACAAUAGCUGGCCUAAUUGGGACAUUGCUUUGAAGAGUGUCUUUUUUAGGUUGCCUCCCCUUUGUCAAGGUGUGAAAAGCCAGACGGGAUGCGAGGGGGGGCAAAUGUAUUUAAGCAACGAGAGACUCGAUCAGUCAGUCAGUCAGGAGAGAUACAGUCGCAUCACCACCAGAUCAAGCAUGGCUCUGCUCAUCCAGCUUUUCGUUUGUGCCACAUUGAUCUCAUUCACAGAAGGAUUCGACCAUGAGGAUAUGAAGCAGGCUUUGCUACAAAAACUUGGAUUAACGGAACUUCCCAGGAUUCAGAAGAGAGAUUUGGAAAACGUGGUCAUCCCAGCUCAUAUCAAGAAUAAAUACAUGUCUAUGCUGAAACUGCAUAACACGAGAAAGAGGAGAUCUCUGCCAAGUUUGGCAGGAAUCCUAAGAGGCAUUCAUGGAAGUGCAGAUAUAACAGGAGAAGUCAAGUACUCUGACACAACUCGACAGCGUCUUGUGUUUAAUAUGGAGGAGAGGUUGCAAGAAAACACUGAAGUUACUAUGGUAGAACUUAAACUUUACCAGACAGCCGUGUCGAACCCAUCCGAACCAAAGCGAAGACACCACCACAGGCCCAUCAACCAUGCCAGAGUCAGUAUCUACUGGGUGGAGGUGUUGGGAAAUGGCUCUAACAGAACAUCACUUGUCGACUCAAGACUGGUUCCUAUCCACGAAACUGGCUGGAAAAGUUUUGACGUGACUCAAGCGAUUCACUACUGGUCUAAAUCCAAGAAGAAAGCACCUUUGUAUCUGGAAGUGUGGACUGAGGGAGAGAGGCCUGGUAGCUAUGCAGCCGAGAUGGCCAAAAGGGUGCGCUUCGCAACACAGGACCCAAAAGAGAACACCCUGGAGAAAGACAUGGGUACACCAGAACUUGUGCUCUACACCCUAAACCUGGAUGAAUAUGGAUCCCAGGGUAACUGCAAUUCCAGUCCAAACAGCAGCAAGUGUUGUCGUGAAGAGCACUUUAUAAACUUCCGCGAGCUCACCUGGACACAGUAUUGGAUCAUCGAGCCGGCCGGGUACCAGGCGUUCCGCUGCGCAGGAGGAUGCAAGCAGCCUCAGCGCGGUUUCUAUGGUUACGGGCAGAGGACAUGCGCUGUGAUGGAGAGUGCGCCGCUCCCCAUGAUGUAUCUGGUGAAGAAAGGAGAUUACACUGAAAUCGAAGUGGCAGAAUUCCCAAAUAUGAUUGUUGAGAAGUGUGGAUGCUCCAUGGACAAAAUCCCAUCACUAUGAGACUGUUUCUGCGGUUUGCUCUCAGUAGAGAGGUGAUAUAAUGAUGCGUGAUGUUUGUAAAUACACUGAAAUGUCUCGUGCUUGUUCAACUGAGACACGUACACGUUUCCAUACCCCACUGAGCACUUGAAAAUAAAUGUAUUUAUGAAUUAUUAGUCUAUGUAAUGGCCU